GGGUUUUUUUUUUUUUUUUUUUUGACACGAUGCAUUACAAGCACCGAUGCAUUCCGAAGUGGAGCUGUCAGACAUCAGCGUGCCGCGUUCUCUCUCUCCUCCACACAGCAGAGUUGACGGGAGGUAAUCCCGUCCAUGUGAGGAGGCGGCACGGGCGCGGGGCGCGGGGCGGAGGCGGGUUGUUUUUCAUUUAAAAACUACUAGUCCUAUAAAAAGCGGAACUCGGAGCUAGAUAGAAAGAAAGAGAGAGAUAGAGAGGGAGGGAGAGCGAGAGAGAGAGAGAGAAAGGGAAAGCGCGGAGAACGACACGGCUGUAUCUGUGGGGAUGGAGAUGCUGCACGGAUCCGCAGGUGUCCAAACGGCGCUGAAAAACGCCGCUGUGUGCGUAAUGCUGCUGCCGCGCUUCCUGUUCGCCGCCGUGAUGCUGUGGCUCUUGGAUUUCCUGUGCAUCCGGAGGAAGGUGCUCACGAAGAUGCGGGAGAGCGACCUGAGCAGCCCCGACGACCCGCCGCUCUGCGUGUCAGACUCCAACAAGAUGUUCACGCUCGAGUCGCUGCGCGCCGUGUGGUACGGACACAAGCUGGACUUCUUCAAGACGGCGCGUCUGGGCGGCGCGGCGCCCAACACCGAGGUGGUCCCGCUGGACAGCGCGUCGCGGAGAGGCGCGCAGCGGAUCCUGGACUACGCCCGCGGGAGGAGACCCCUGAUUCUCAACUUCGGGAGCUGCUCCUGACCGCCGUUCAUGACGCGCCUCGCGGCGUUCCAGCGCGUCGCGCGGCAGUACGCGGACAUCGCGGACUCGCUGCUGGUGUACAUCGAGGAAGCGCAUCCUUCGGACGGCUGGGUGAGUUCCGACGCGCCGUACCAGAUCCCCCGGCACCGCUGCCUGGAGGACAGACUCUGCGCCGCGCAGCUCAUGAUCCGCGAGGCACCGGGGAGCGCCGUGGUCGUGGACACCAUGGAGAACUCCUCUAACUCGGCGUACGGCGCAUAUUUCGAGCGCCUCUACAUACUGAAGGACGACAAGGUCGUGUAUCAAGGCGGCAGGGGACCGGAAGGCUACCGGGUGUCGGAGCUCAGAGACUGGCUCGAGCGCUACCGGAGCGAUCUGGAAGCUUCUAACGCGGAGACCGUGGUGCACGUUUAAGACGGAU
Molecule: messenger RNA, 1154 nt
Organism: Carassius carassius (crucian carp)
Lineage: Eukaryota; Metazoa; Chordata; Actinopteri; Cypriniformes; Cyprinidae
Gene: dio3b
Product: iodothyronine deiodinase 3b
Exons: 1
Molecular function (GO): thyroxine 5'-deiodinase activity
Source: RefSeq, a predicted model, not a curated record